Messenger RNA from Puccinia graminis f. sp. tritici CRL 75-36-700-3, 1886 nucleotides. RefSeq lists its product as uncharacterized. The record is from RefSeq and is a predicted model, not a curated record. NCBI's taxonomy places the organism in Eukaryota, Fungi, Basidiomycota, Pucciniomycetes, Pucciniales, Pucciniaceae. The transcript is spliced from 7 exons. Bases 1 to 1860 code for a protein of 619 amino acids.
AUGGGGACUUACAAUAAAUCAGCAACCCUCUCGAUCGGAUCUCUUAUCGCUCAAGAAGUUACAUAUUCUGAUAAAUCUAUCAUAUCAACCUACUCGAUUCAAGCUCUAUUCAUCAUGUCGACCGAAGCCAGGCCAAAACACCCCGGUAAAACUUACUCAGAGCAGUAUCGGCGUCCGAAGGAACUCGCUCCGAACCGAGCAAGACGACGAAAAUCUACCGCUAGAAACCUAAGAAGCAGUACAAAAGUUCCAGAUAUCGUACCGUCGGAGUGGGACCGUGAUUCCGUUGAUUCUACGAAAUCCGAUAACCCUAAUACAACUGCGAAAGAAGUGAUAAAACAAGCUAAGAUUAAUACUAAAAAGGCGACUCCGACCGAUAAACCAAAAGUCGAGAAACGUAGAUCUGAAACCACUAACGCUAAAGUGAAGUCGACGGAAGGAGUUACCCCUGUCAAGCCUAAGGAUCCGAUACCAAGUGUCGAUCCGUUCAAAAGCGUUGAAAGGGUUUCCAAACUUAUUGAUAAGGACUCGAUCAGCCACCUCUCCUUUAGGAAGAACGAUCGAGUCGACCCGAUAAGUUCAGAAAAACACCUACCAGAUCAGAUUGAAAGAGUUGCCUUGUCGACCACAGAUCUUACUGCGAAUAGAUCAACAGUCGCUUCCGAUCAAGUUUCAGCUUCAAAGACUUUACCCGAUAACGUCUCCAACGCAGCGAUAACACUACUGAGCGGUGGACAGACUUUUAAUCGACCAGUCAACCAAUCGACCCAGAAGAAAUUAGAUAACUACUUCAUUCCUCAAGGUCGUACAGGCAGAUUGGUCUCAUCUAGAUCGUUGGAUCAUCCGAACAGCUCCGCUCCCUCGGAGUCUUAUCAACUCAAAACCAUUGUAAUUCAAGAACCUAUCACUUACUUUAACCAUGUCUCGCACCAGGAGCCACCGCCCAACUUUGGUCGAAGCCCAAGAUUUUACCGUGCCCUAGGGGAAGACAUUCUACUCAAAUUUCGUCCAGCUCUUCAUCCGCUUCUUCAAGCGGUGAAGCUCAAUCUCGAGUACUACCGAAAAGCGGAGAGGAAAAAAGACGAGUCGAUGAAAGUGGUAGCUCUCCGAGCAGCAGCGGGACUCCAGAAGGACUUAUCAAUCUCCAUCAACAAGGAGGAGUUCCAGAACCUCUUCAGCUGGGAUCCGAUGUCCGAAUUCGAGGAGUACACGAACGGCCAAAAGGGCCGAGCGUUCCUGAACAACGAGGUUCCGCUAGCAACACCUACUCCACCUCCAGAGGUGCAGAUGACCCCACCCGAUCAAGACAUGACUCAGAAUCAACAGUCGGUGUAUCAACCGGAGGUAUACCAACCUCAACAACAGAUGUUCUACCAUCAGAACGGAUAUUAUUAUCCGUACCCUCCCGCCAAUCCGUACUGGCAUCAGACGGGCUACGACCAGAACGGGUCGACUUAUCCGCACCAUCACCCACCACCUCAGCAGUGGAACGAGUCCACUCAAGUUCAUCAAACAGACACGACGAUUCCGCAACCACUGCCAGAGAGGAACGAGGUAAUGAAUCAGGACAAGAACGAGCCGUUCCAAAAGAAAAAGAAAAACAACAAAAGCAAGGAGGCCACAAAGAAACCAAACUGGGUACCACCAGUAAACUCCAAUCGAGCUCCUCGGUACUCGAGCGCAGCAAGCGCGAGGGAACAACGUCGAAGGUCUUACCAACUCUCGAUCCAUCAGGAGAUGAUAAGGCUCAACAGGACUACUCAAGCGCAAUAUCAAGCUCUAGAGUCCAUGCGAAGUCAGAACGCAGGAGUCGCGAAUCGUCGUCGACUCCAAGGGGAAGAUCAGACUCCAAGAAACUAACAGCUGACGAAUUAACUCAGAUGUCA